Molecule: messenger RNA, 6922 nt
Organism: Nycticebus coucang (slow loris)
Lineage: Eukaryota; Metazoa; Chordata; Mammalia; Primates; Lorisidae
Gene: SEMA3E
Product: semaphorin 3E
Exons: 17
Coding region: 596-2926 (776 amino acids)
Biological process (GO): semaphorin-plexin signaling pathway; axon guidance; negative chemotaxis
Molecular function (GO): semaphorin receptor binding; chemorepellent activity
Source: RefSeq, a predicted model, not a curated record
CCCUGCCUGAACUUUCCAGUAAACACAGCGCACUGACAGACGGCAUCCCUGCUGGGUGGAUCCUGCAACUCCUGCAGGGAAUGGCACUUCUUGUUUUUAAUUAGCAAGGUGAAAGGUGAAUUAAAACUAGCAGUUUGGCAAGUCAGUGCAAGAGGCUGACUUCUGAGGCUUCAGCGAGCCAGAGGAGGAGAGCUCCACGGAGGAGGCAGUGCGUGUGCUCAGGUUUUUUUUCUUUCUUCUUCUUUUUUUUUUUUCUGAAUGAACCGCUGCCUAAGUGACUGAAAAAUACAGCUUCUCCUGAAUCUACCGGCUUAGCUGCUGAAGAGAGCCCUAGGCAGGACAUGGCUCUGAAGACUCACUCUUUGGAAUGUCCUCCUGUUCCAGGCUUAUAAACAACUGUCCUGAGAAAAGGAAGGCUCUACAUACCCAAAUACAGCCUGACAAAUGGCACUUUGGAACUGUGCUUUCUGAUGACAACGCGUUCGAUUUCUGACAAAGCCUCCAGCACGCUGUCCCCGGAGGGGAGUCCUGAGUAAAGCGCAGACCCUCCUAAAGUGAGGCGCAGCGGAGACGGUCUGCACCCAGGGCGCACAGCAUGGCUCCCGCGGGGCGCCUGGUCGUCACCUGGCUCCUGUGGGGUCCCUGCCUGGACCUCUGGACGGGAGGUCGCACAGCGGAAACCCCCCACCCCCGCUUACGCCUGUCGCAUCAAGAGCUCUUGGAUCUGAACAGAACAUCACUAUUUCAUAGCCCUUUUGGAUUUCUUGAUCUCCAUGCAAUGCUGCUGGAUGAGUAUCAAGAGCGACUCUUUGUGGGAGGCAGGGACCUUGUGUAUUCCCUCAGCUUGGAGAGAAUCAGUGAUGGCUAUAAAGAGAUCCUCUGGCCUAGCACAGCUCUCAAAGUAGAAGAAUGCAUAAUGAAAGGAAAAGAUGCAAGUGAAUGUGCAAAUUAUGUCCGGGUUUUGCAUCACUAUAACAGGACACACCUUUUGACCUGUGGUACUGGAGCUUUUGACCCCAUUUGCACCUUCAUCAGAGUUGGAUAUCAUUUGGAGGAUCCUCUGUUUCACCUGGACUCACACAGAUCUGAGCGAGGAAGGGGAAGAUGUCCUUUUGACCCCAGUUCCUCCUUCAUCUCCACUUUAAUUGGUAGUGAAUUGUUUGCCGGGCUCUACAGUGACUACUGGGGCAGAGACGCUGCAAUCUUCCGGAGCCUGGGCCGACUGGCCCACAUUCGCACUGAGCAUGAUGAUGAACGCCUGUUGAAAGAACCAAAAUUUAUAGGGUCAUAUAUGAUUCCUGACAAUGAAGACCGAGAUGACAACAAGGUGUAUUUCUUUUUUACUGAGAAGGCCCUGGAAGCAGAAAACAGCGCCCACACCAUUUACACCAGAGUGGGGCGGCUUUGUGUGAAUGAUGUGGGAGGGCAGAGGAUACUCGUGAAUAAGUGGAGCACUUUCCAGAAAGCCAGGCUGGUUUGCUCUGUCCCAGGAAUGAAUGGAAUUGAUACAUAUUUUGACGAAUUAGAGGAUGUCUUUUUGCUACACACCAGAGAUCAUAAGAACCCAGUGAUAUUUGGACUCUUUAACAUGACCAGCAAUGUAUUUCGAGGGCAUGCUAUAUGUGUCUAUCACAUGUCUGGCAUCCGGGCAGCCUUUAAUGGACCAUAUGCUCAUAAGGAAGGACCUGAGUAUCACUGGUCAGUCUAUGAAGGAAAGGUCCCUUACCCAAGGCCUGGUUCAUGUGCCAGUAAAGUAAAUGGAGGGAGAUACGGAACCACCAAGGACUAUCCUGAUGACGCCAUCCGAUUUGCAAGAAGUCAUCCCCUGAUGUACCAGUCCAUAAAACCUGCCCAUAAAAAACCAAUAUUGGUCAAGACAGAUGGAAAAUAUAACCUGAAGCAAAUAGCAGUGGAUCGAGUAGAAGCUGAAGACGGCCAGUAUGAUGUCUUAUUUAUUGGCACAGAUAAUGGAAUUGUGCUGAAAGUAAUCACAAUUUACAAUCAAGAAACAGAAUCAAUGGAAGAAGUAAUUCUAGAAGAACUUCAGAUAUUCAAGGAUCCAGUUCCUAUUAUUUCUAUGGAGAUUUCUUCAAAAAGACAGCAGCUGUAUGUUGGAUCUGCUUCGGCCGUGGCUCAGGUCAGAUUCCAUCACUGUGACAUGUAUGGCAGUGCGUGCGCUGACUGCUGCCUGGCGCGAGACCCGUACUGUGCCUGGGACGGCAUAUCCUGCUCCCGGUAUUACCCAACAGGCACACACGCAAAAAGGCGUUUUCGCAGGCAAGAUGUUCGGCAUGGGAAUGCCGCUCAGCAGUGUUUGGGACAGCAAUUCACUGGGAAUGCUUUGGAUAAGACUGAAGAGCUGCUGGCUUAUGGCAUAGAGAGCAACAGCACUUUGCUGGAAUGCACCCCACGAUCUUUACAAGCAAAAGUCAUCUGGUUUGUACAGAAAGGUCGUGAAACAAGAAAAGAGGAGGUGAACACAGAUGACAGAGUGGUCAAGAUGGAUCUUGGUUUACUCUUUCUAAGGGUACGCCGAUCAGAUGCUGGCACGUAUUUUUGCCAGACAGUAGAGCACAGUUUUGUCCAUACUGUCCGUAAAAUCACCUUGGAGGUAGUGGAAGAGGAGAGAGUUGAAGAAAUGUUUAACAAAGACUAUGAGGAGGACGGGCCUCACAAAAUGCCCUGUCCUGCCCACAGCAGUGUCCCACAGGGAGCGAAACCCUGGUACAAGGAAUUCCUGCAGCUGAUUGGUUAUAGCAACUUCCAGCGAGUAGAGGAAUACUGUGAAAAAGUGUGGUGCACAGAUAAGAGGAGGAAAAAGCUUAAAAUGUCACCCUCCAAGUGGAAGUAUGCCAACCCACAGGAAAAGAAGCUCCGUUCCAAAUCUGAGCACUAUCGCCUGCCCAGGCACACGCUGGACUCCUGACGGGCUGAAACCAUCUACUGUCUUUUGAAGAAUUUAUAUUUGGAAACACAAAGGAAAUGAGAAACCAUUCAACUUCAUAUUAAUUAACAGGAAUUUCUGUAAUACAGAAGUGACUAUAAAAGUUAUAAUAAAUUAUUCUAUAUACUCAUUUGACCAGUCAGAUAAAUCUCACAUGACAUUAACUAGUUUGUAAAACAGGUACAUUGCUUAAUGUUCUCAUAUUAUAUUUAUGAAAAAGGGAAAAUAGCUGUAGUUUUCAGUAACUUGGAUGCUUUUCUUAGUAAUUAUUUUACCCUUGUAAGACUUAAGAUUAGAAUGUUGAAGAAAAAUUAGAAUUUCAUAAUCAUAGAAUAUGAAAGUAUAUCUUUCUGAAUUUUUCUUUUCCACACUAUAAGACAUACAGAAUAUUGGAUACUUCAGCAUCCUCAUGUGAACUCUCUGCACUCUUUUGGAAUUAUUGUAUUAGUGUUGUCUAAGCCAGGAUUUUUAGGGAGCAGGUGUAUUGUGAUUGUCAUAAACCAUGAAGGAAAAAUGUCACUGAGGCUUGUGCUUUCAUAAGACAUUCAUUAAAUAAUAUUAGUGUUUCAUAACAAAACACAUCCUUUAAAACAUCACUUCAGUGUGAAAAGAGUGAAGCUAAGGUAACUUCUCAGAAAGAUACCAAAGGGUGUUGAAUCUAACCGAGCUAUGGUUAGAAUUCCAACUACUGUAAUCAAUUUUUGCUGCCCUCUUGUGGUAAUCUGUCUAGGAAAGAUUUGAAAACAGAUGAUCAGAUAAUAUAUGUAGUUCAUUUUCAGAAAUAAUGAACUUAAUUUUUAAAAUUUUUAAGUUUAUUUCAUGAUUUAAUAGAGAUUAUGUUUAUAGAUAGUUUAUUAUCUCAGUCAAAAAUAGUUUGCAGCGCUAAAAUGAGUUUCUAAAAGUGUUUCCAUAACAUCUUUUAGAUUUCAGCAAUGUUUUAUUUGUGAAAAAAAUGAAAAAGCAUUUGUUAUCAGAUAAAUUUUCCUUUUAUAUUUACAUACAGGAAAAUUGUUUGAGAUUCCUUAAUUACUGAGGUGUUCAGAGCAUUUUCACCUAUUACCAAAAUUCUGAAUUUGGAAAUAUUUCUUGAAGUCUUUCCUUUUCCUUACAUAUAUAACCAUUACCUUUCUAAUAUAGGAAAUUCUCAUAAGAUUCUUUUACUUAAAUUGAGAGCAAGUGGAUUAUACACAACAAUUACAAGUAUUCAUGUAGAAUUUUAAAUAUUUCAGUUUUCAAAGUUAGCUCAAGGCCACAUGUGCUCCUUAAGAUCCCCAAGUGUGAAACCAGUGUAUGGUGCCUCAUGAUCGCCUUAAUGUACACAGCUGUGAUUUAAUAAAACAAAACAAAACACAAAAAAAAGAUCCUCAAGUGUGGCUCCACAACAAAAUUCAAACUUCACAGAACAAAUCCCUCUACUUAAAGGAUUUGUUCUGUAGAAUUUGGAUUCAGUCAUAAGGCUGCACUCAAGGAUCCAGGAGGCCACAUGUGGCCCUUGAGGCUGCAGGUGCCCACCCUUGCUUUAGGCUGUAGAAUUAAAGGGUUGAUAACUUUUAAUGUUUGUAAUUUUAUUCUAUAAUAUAUAAAUAAGUUUAAAAAGUUUAUUCAGAUAAGUUAAAUUCCAAAACACCCACCAAUACAAAUGUAUUGAAAAUUGAAUCCUAUGGAUAAAUCACUUGCUAUUUACCAAGCGUCCACCAGAGGGCAUUGCUGCUCACCAAGAGUAAUUGAAAAGAGUAUGUAUUGGAAGUGAUUUUUAAACAUUGUAUUUCAAUAACAUCCUGCUUAAUUUGGAGAAAUAAAGUCACGAACAAAGAUCACAGGGCAGCAACAUGUAUGUCUGAUAUACUUAAAGUUAACAGAUAAAUCAAUAAUGCAUAAUUUACUGAAAAUAUUCUCCCAUUCACACAUAAGGAAAAAAACAGGUAAGACAUAAGCAACCUUUAUUGCCAUAACAAGACAAGUAGUUAAUGGUCGUAAUAAUGUAAUUUGUGAACUGAUAUUUAGUAGCUGAAACUAUAAGGCUGUGGAAAAUAACUUUUCUGAAAGUCUUAGGGAUUAAAUGCACAAAAAAAGCCAUUUAACCAAAAUAAGGUAACUAUUCACCAGAAAAGUAUUUUGCAUAAAAUGUCAAAAAUUGAUUCUUGGAAAAUUUAAUCCAAAGAAAACUUAUGAAGAUGAAUUAAAAGUAACCUGAUAAAAUUCUGAGGAAUCAGGUUCACAAUUUAGGGCAGCGCUAAAUUACAUAUAUAAUUAGGUGUGGAAUUAUAUGUACAUAUAUAUCUCAUAUCAUGCUUUUGUAUCACACUACUUGCCUGUUUGGGGCAGCUUAUGAGGACCAGGAAAGUAGAGGGAAAGAGAAAGCACGCACGCACCAGUUCAAGGAUAUGUCCUGUGCUCCCCAUGACUUUCAUUUUUCCCAAUAUCACUUCCUCCUCACACACCACCUACAAGAUAAAUCUCUAUUACCCUCACAAAAUACAAAGCAGUCGGUGUACACCGCUCUCUUGACAAUUUGAUUUGGAGAAUAUCACAAAAAUAUUCUUUAGUUCUAUCUGGGAUUAGAAUUUAAAAAUCAAAUCACUUUUGAGAAAUGCCCAGGCUUGGGAAACUACAAAUGAAUGGAUCCUGGAACUCAGGAAGGGCAUAUACUUCGGCACCUGCAGAGACUUGGAGGGAUUGAGAGUUUGCCUUUGAUGGUUACAUGUCGUCGCUAGGCAUGAACUUGAUAAAGGAGAGGAAUCAUACCCUCUGGGAACAUUAAGCUGAGCAAAAUUUAUAACCACUACCUAAUUUUUCAGGAGCACCUGCAUUAGGGUCAGUCUCCUGCUUCUGUUAUUCUGUUUUGGGAGAGGACCUGUGACUGUAGAAUGAGCCUUGACAUAGAACAGUGUUCACCUCCUUGCUCAGCAGAGGGUCACCCUGAGCUAGAGAUCCAGAUUUGGUAGCAAGGAAGAUGACAAUUCAAAGGAUUUUACUUCAUGCUUUGUGACUUUCUUCCAUGUCUAGCAGUCUUCAUUGCUUACUUUUGUGUUAAUUACUGAAUAUUUCAGUGCAAAGUAAUCAAGUUGGAGAAAUGGGGAUUAAAAAUAGAAAUAACACUCAUAAGAACUCUAGAGUAGAGGGAAUGGAAAAUCUUUGCCUGUUUAGUAAGUGGCAAUUCCAUAUAUAUUUUAUAGUUAUUUUCUUUUCAAAGUUAGUUAACUACUUAGCAUGUUUUUACUGAGAGUCCAAUAUUUCCUAUAGGGUUUAGACUUUUUGUAAAUCUUCAUAGUAAUUAAGAACAUUUGUAAAAUACAAUAAAUCAUUUUGAGUGCUGGCCUUAAGCAUGAAACAGAAGCUGUUGUCCUUAAAUAUGAACUGCUUUGUGACAUCUUUAGCCUGGAAAAUACAUUUAUGAAAAGUACUUACUAUUGUAUAGAUAUUUGAGAUACCGGGAGAAAAUGCCACACUUAGGAGAAUAAGGAAUCUGUGUUCUUUUUCUCACAGCAAAGGAUCACAAGGAGUUAUAUUUUAAAUAAAUACUCAUUUUCCAGGCCAACAACUGUUGCAGUUGAAUCAGAUAUAAAUAGAUUUUCAAUGAACAGUCUAUAUUGUAGCAGUGUUAUUUAAGCUGAUGUUUUGUUUUGUUUGUUUGUUUUCUUGGAAGGAUAGCUUUCUAUUUUGGCUUUCAUUAUAAAUUGAAUGUGUUCUGUUUGUAUUUAAAUGGCUUAGUUAUAAGCUAGAGCACUGUACUGGGGUAAUCUUGUCUGUAUGGCAUCCUUUUGUUUCCUUGGCUGGGUCCACAACAGCAUGUGCCAUAUUUUGUCAUUGAUUGUAAGUCAUGUAAUUUAUUAUCAUUUGGUAACAAGCUGCAAGGACCACUGACAAUGCUUCUCACUAUGACAUGGAUCUGCCAUUAUGUACACAUAAUUUAACUGUAUCAUCAUGUACAAUUACUAUUUGGUUCAACUUAGGUGAAAAAUAAACAUUUGCUAAACC